This is a messenger RNA of Linum trigynum, 1380 nucleotides long. Lineage: Eukaryota; Viridiplantae; Streptophyta; Magnoliopsida; Malpighiales; Linaceae. The record is from the annotation of a GenBank genome assembly.
AUGGAAUUCACAUUGCUUUGUAAUCUCGGAGGUCCGUGCAAUGCCGGGAUUUCUUUACGCCUCUGUUUACUGCAUGUGUGGCCGUCGAAGUCUCCGGGAGACAACAGGAUCUACAACUACUGUACUCUAUGGACCGACGAAACGGGUAUGCUGAUUCAAUGGUUGUUGAGAUUCGUCGUAAUCUCUCGUUUCCCGGUUGAUGCUUACGAGUUUGUGGUUUUCUCCCAGUUGGGUAUUCGUGCCGAUAAUCAUCGUUACUUGACAGAUGUUGUUGGCCGGCUCCCUUCGAUCAGUGGGAUAUCGCACAAGAUCACAAAUAACGGCACGGCUGUCAAGCAAACGGUUAUUAUUGAGGAUGAAAGUGGAUCGAAGGUCACGAUUACCCUCUGGGAUGAGUUUUCGGCGGUGUUGGAUCAUGUUGCUCUCACUCAGGCUGACUCGAUUGAAGCUGUGAUAUUGGCAUUUGGCGGCUUGCUGGUUAAUAAGUUGGGGGAUGAUUAUGUCCUGUCGAGUUCGUCUGCUACUCGCAUAGCAGUCAACCCUCCAGUACCUAAGGCUUAUUAUCUUGCAUCCAGGUUUGCUGAGAAACAUGAGACUGUUGCAUCCUUGCCAGUUGAGUUUGCUACUGCUGCUGAUGCAACAGCUGAUGCUGAUCGUCGUACCAAGACUUUGGGCAGUUGUUGGCCUUAUCUAGGACGAAUUCCUCGCUGGAAGAAAAGUAUCAUUGUGGUUAUCCCUCUUGAUGAUCCUACGGUGGUGGGUGAUUUGCUUGAGUUUUCUUCGCCGCGUCCGUCGCCUCCUCCUUCUCUGGGUGCAGUAAGAAGCGUGGGAGGCCCAUCAGGUUCACCGAGAUUUCCCAGCCCUGCGACCAGGAUUUUGCGGGAUCCUAUUCCUGCCAGUGUCGGGAGUGAGGAUAUUGAUGCUGGGUCGCGGAUUCUCAGAGAUUCUCAGCUUUCAGUGAUGGGUGUACAGGUGGGGUCCAUCCUGCCUACUGCGACUGUGAUCGCGUCUUCUGCAGUCCAGUCCAGUGCUCCAUCUGUCCCACCUGCUACUUCGAUGGUCCCCAAACGAUCGGCCAGGAUUGAUGAGUCAAUGAGUCCUCAAGAUGUUGGUCGUGAUUCAUCUAUGCCUGCUUCGAAGAUCCUGAAGCCAUCCCACGAAUCAUCUCCUGGGAAGCCCUUAGGUUCAAUCGCCGCCUCGCCUUCGGCAUCGUUGUUGGUCUCUCCACUCGCCAGGAUAAAAGUGGAGAAAUUGGAUGCUGCCGAUGUUGCUCAAGUCCCACUUGGUGGUCCCUCGCAGGCAGGUGUUAGUAUGGAAAGGGAUUCUUCAGUGGAUAGUCAGAAGAAUUCGGCGGCAAAGCGUGCUUUGUUUAAGAAGUGA